Molecule: messenger RNA, 3711 nt
Organism: Aspergillus fischeri NRRL 181
Lineage: Eukaryota; Fungi; Ascomycota; Eurotiomycetes; Eurotiales; Aspergillaceae
Product: putative cation chloride cotransporter
Exons: 2
Coding region: 1-3711 (1236 amino acids)
Biological process (GO): potassium ion import across plasma membrane; chloride transmembrane transport; potassium ion homeostasis
Cellular component (GO): membrane
Molecular function (GO): potassium:chloride symporter activity
Source: RefSeq, a predicted model, not a curated record
AUGUCCAGACGAAGGCCGAACUUUUCCACACGAACUGCUGAAGAGGAUGUAUCCAGGUUGGAUCCAAACGACCCAGCCCAGGCAUCUCCUGAGGCGAACAGCAGGCUCCUCGAUUGGAGGACUACUCUCUCGUCCCGUCCCUAUGAGCCGCUGAAUGCCUCUUCGCGAAGGUCAGAUAAUCAGCGUCAUCCGUCAUCGACCGGUCUUUUCAGCAGUGUCUCUCGUUGGUGGCACCGCCGAGACAGUGGGAGCCAGGAUUCCGGGGCGGACAAUGUGGCAGCCAAUGUCUCCCACUCUGCAGGGCCGCGGAGAGACUCGAGUCCUGAUAAGAAGGAAAAAUAUGCAUCAGCACAUCGUGCAUCGGAGGCUGCACAUAAGCUUGGGACAUUUUCUGGAGUCUUCGUGCCGACAACGCUGAAUGUGCUCAGUAUCCUGAUGUUCCUUCGGUUUGGGUUCGUCCUCGGGCAGGCUGGCUUACUUGGGAUGCUAGGACUUCUUGUUGCCUCUUAUACAAUCAACCUGGUAACGACAAUGUCUCUCUCCGCCAUCGCAACGAACGGUACCGUAAGAGGAGGCGGCGCAUAUUAUCUGAUUUCUCGAUCACUAGGACCUGAAUUUGGUGGCUCGAUUGGAAUCGUAUUCUACCUAGGCUAUGUCCUGAAUACUGGCAUGAAUGCUGUCGGUCUCGUUGACUGUUUCACUCAGAAUUUUGGCACGGAAUCGGGCAACUGGGCCAAUUUCCUUGAAGAAGGAUUCUGGUGGCAGUAUCUAUGGGGAACUAUCGUCUUGGUUCUGUGCACUGCAAUAUGCUUGGCCGGGAGCUCUAUGUUCGCGAGGGCUAGUAACGGACUGCUAUUCAUUCUACUGGUGGCGACAUUCAGCAUCCCAGUUUCCGUGAUUGCCAUGAAACCUUUCAGUAAUCCCAAGUUGAACAUUGAAUUCACUGGCAUUCGGCUGCAGACAUUGCUGGAGAACCUGAAGCCUAGGCUCACCAAGGGUGCCGCUGGUAGCCAAAUCCAUGGACGAGAAAAUUUCCAGGACCUCUUCGGAAUCUUGUUCCCUGCUACAGGCGGAAUAUUUGCGGGUGCCAGCAUGUCGGGUGACUUGAAAAAUCCUAGCAAAUCGAUACCCAAGGGGACGCUUUAUGGACUGGCACUGACUUUCGUCACUUACACGCUUGUGAUCCUGGCAAUGGCUGCCUCAAUAACCAGAGAGUCGUUCUACAAAAAUACCAGCGUCCUCCAGCUGGUCAAUGUUUCCGGUGUCGUUAUCCUGCUGGGGGAGUUUGCAACGUCGUUCUUCUCCUCCUUGAUGGGAGUCAUCGGUUCUGCGAAACUCCUCCAGGCCAUUGCGCGCGACAGUAUUCUUCCUGGGCUGAGUCUUUUCGGCAAAGGCAGCAAAAAGAGUGACGACCCGGUGUAUGCUAUAAUUUUGACUUUUGUAUUCGCACAGCUUACAAUGCUUUUCGAUAUCAACCAGAUCGCAUCCUUUGUUACCAUGACGUACCUGAUGACAUUUUUGGUUACGAACUUAGCGUGCUUUCUUCUGAAGAUUGGUUCCGCCCCCAAUUUUCGACCGUCUUUCCACUACUUCAACUGGCAGACUGCGGCAGCCGGAACUUUGGUGUGCGGUGCCAGCAUGUUCUUCGUGGAUGGACUCUAUGCCACCGGCUGUGUUGGCAUUCUCAUUGUGCUGUUCUUGCUGAUUCAUUACUCCUCGCCUCCAAAGUCAUGGGGAGAUGUUAGCCAAAGCUUGAUCUACCACCAGGUGCGCAAGUAUUUGCUUCGCCUUCGUCAGGAACAUGUCAAAUUCUGGCGGCCUCAGAUUCUGCUUUUUGUGACCAAUCUUGAUGAACAGUACAAGAUGGUCUCUUUCUGCAACUCACUGAAGAAAGGAGCGUUGUUUGUGCUGGGCCACGUGCUUGUGACGGAUGACUUCUCUGCCGCAGUGCCAGAAGCUCGUCGUCAGCAAAGUGCAUGGACAAAGUUGGUUGAGUACUCUCGAGUCAAGGCCUUUGUCAACAUUGCCGUGGCUCCGAGUGUCGAGUGGGGCGUCAGAAAUGUCGUUCUGAAUUCUGGACUCGGAGGGAUGAGGCCCAACAUCGUGGUUAUCGAUCAGUUUCGGAAAGGUCAAUCGCUUGCUGAAGCCUUGCAGCUUCCCGGUCACAGAAAAGACUCUACGAACAGCAAACGCAACUCUCACGAGACGCAUGGCGAGUCAUCUGAGAAUGAGGCGCAAGGCCUUUCUAUGAGCUGCAGAAGCUACGUGACUAUACUCGAGGAUCUUCUCUUCAAGCUCCGCAUUAAUGUUGCCGUGGCCAAAGGAUUCGAAGAUCUCGAGCUUCCAAGCCCGGAUGGACAGCAUACGAAGAAGUAUAUCGAUCUGUGGCCUAUUCAGAUGUCGGCCGAGCUUGGCGCAGACAAUGAAAGCAAACAAAAUGUCCUCACGACUAACUUUGAUACAUACACCCUCAUUCUUCAGCUAGGAUGCAUUCUAAACACAGUCCCCUCGUGGAAGAAGACGUACAAGCUUCGGGUGGCGGUAUUUGUGGAAUACGAGACCGACGUUGAAGACGAGCGCCGAAGGGUUGAAGCUCUCCUUGAGAAACUUCGAAUCGAGGCGGAAGUCCUAGUCUUCUGGCUUGCAUGUGGCGACUUGAAAGCGUAUCGCAUCAUUGUCAACGGUGACAUGAGCCCGGAUACCAAGGAAGCCCAGGACCGUGUUCACGCUGUGCUGGAGCAUGAAGAUUGGUGGCAGGAGCUACGGCAGUUCCGCAAUAACUCGAAAGAUGCCCAGGAGACAUCGGGCCAAUUAAGCGUCGCGAGCUUACCGGAAAGAAUGUCCAGCUGGAGUGGGGCAUCGGGCCACGAAAUGACAAGGUCGCAGAGUCAAAUGGCUGGUGGACUGAGGAGAUUUAUCCAGUCCCGGCGGCGGCGAUCUAUAUCGAGUUUCAAAGGGCUUGGAGGGGUCAGUCUAGGCAUGAAGACGCAUCGCCUACUUGAUUCGCUCGUUCACUACGACAGCAGUGCAAGCGAGAGUAGCAGUGAUAGCGAAUUUGAGCCGUACGCUAGUGACGAUGACGGCGGAGAAGAGGGAUCACCGGAGACUGAUGAUCAUAAUUCACAAAGUCAUGAAGUCGUGACUUCGCCCAAGACGGAUCAAAUGUCACCUCAGGAGAUUACAGUCAGGCAGGAUAUUCCAUCCAUCAUCACUACGGGCGAAGAGGCAUCUCCUAAGAGCAAAGUUGGGCUUACCCGGCCACCCAUCAGCCGCUCACCAUCUAGCAACCGGUUCUGUUCCUCGCCCAUACCUGAAGCAAGAGUCAGCACAGAGGAAAACGCGGGCCCGUCCAUUAUGUUUGCGCCAAGCUCAUCGCCUCCGCGCUUCCCGAACCGGUUGGAAUCAAUCUACACCCGACGUUCCUCCUCCGGGGCUAGAAGUGCGUCGGGAUACCCCAACCAGGCGUCUGUUCCUCUGUCAUUCGACGAUCUUCCCAGUCGUGCGCAGCACCUGAUCCUUAACGAACUGAUGGCCAGGCAAAGCAGUCAGACGGCCGUCAUCUUCACGACCCUGCCUUCCCCGUCCGAGGGUACCGCGGAAAGCGAAGAGACAAGCGAGUCUUACCUGAGUGACUUGGAGGUCCUGUGGCAAGGACUGCCACCCUGCCUGUUGGUCCACAGCAAUAGUAUGACUGUGACAAUGAACCUGUGA